Molecule: messenger RNA, 2236 nt
Organism: Camellia sinensis
Lineage: Eukaryota; Viridiplantae; Streptophyta; Magnoliopsida; Ericales; Theaceae
Source: RefSeq, a predicted model, not a curated record
CACAGCAUCCACACUACUACCACUUCUUUUAUGUAUUUCUUUCUCUUUAUUUGUUCCUCUUUGCUUUGCAUCCCACACUGAAACCAUGCCAGAGGCUCCAAACAAGAACUUAACUGCUGAAAAAGACUCUGUUGUUGAGAAUUGCAAAGAAGAGAAAAACAAGAAGGCCCUUCAAUUCAUUGAAGAUGUUACUAGUAAUGCUGAUGAAGUUCAGAAGAGGGUUCUUGCUGAAAUCCUUUCUCGUAAUGCCGGUGUGGAGUACUUGCGAAGGCAUGGCCUUAACGGUGAAACGGAUCGUCAAAGCUUCAAGAAGCUGAUGCCAGUUGUCACAUAUGAAGAUCUGCAGCCAGAUAUCGAUCGAAUUGCUAAUGGUGAUACUUCUCCCAUCCUUUGUUCUCAAACCAUUUCUGAGUUCCUUACUAGCUCUGGAACAUCUGGUGGAGAGAGAAAACUGAUGCCAACAAUCGAAGAAGAGCUCGAAAGGAGAUCAUUGUUGUACAGCCUUUUGAUGCCAGUGAUGAACCAGUUUGUUCCUGGUUUAGACAAAGGCAAAGGAAUGUACUUUCUCUUCAUCAAAUCCGAAGCCAAGACUCCAGGAGGACUUCUAGCUCGUCCAGUCCUAACCAGUUACUACAAAAGCUCCUACUUUAAAGACAGACCUUUCGAUCCCUACACAAACUAUACGAGCCCAAACGAAACGAUUCUUUGCUCAGACUCUUACCAAAGCAUGUACUCUCAAUUGCUUUGCGGUCUCAUCCAAAACACUGAAGUUCUUCGAGUAGGCGCGGUUUUUGCUUCUGGGUUUAUCCGUGCCAUUCGUUUCCUCGAAAAAAAUUGGCCAUUUCUUUGUAACGAUAUCCGAACUGGAACAAUUGACGCCAGAAUCACUGACCUUUCGGUGAGAGAGUCCGUGAUGAAAAUUUUCGAAGCGAGUCCUUGUCUUGCAGAUUUCAUCGAGGCCGAGUGUAGUAGGGAGUCAUGGAAAGGGAUUAUAACUAGGUUAUGGCCUAAUACCAAGUAUAUUGAUGUUAUUGUGACUGGAACAAUGUCACAAUAUAUUCAAACUCUUGAUUAUUAUAGUAAUGGUUUACCACUUGUGUGCACUAUGUAUGCUUCUUCUGAGUGUUAUUUUGGUGUGAAUAUGAGGCCUUUGUCAAAGCCAAGUGAAGUUUCUUAUACCCUUAUUCCCACCAUGGCCUAUUUCGAGUUCUUGCUGGUGAAUAGGAAAAAUGGAGUCAUUAAUACUCUGUCGGAGCCAUCGUCGGACUCAGCCCUCAACCCAGAUGAACAUAACAAGUUGGUUGAUCUUGUUGAUGUUAAACUUGGACAUGAAUAUGAGCUUGUGGCCACCACUUAUGCUGGGCUUUAUCGUUAUCGCGUUGGAGACAUACUCCAAGUAGCUGGAUUCAAGAACAAGGCACCUCAAUUUAACUUCAUUUGCCGAAAGAAUGUUGUUCUAAGCAUUGAUUCUGACAAAACAGAUGAAGUUGAGCUUCAAAAUGCAGUCAAGAAUGCAGCUAACCAUCUUUCUCCAUUCGAGGCCUCCAUCGUAGAAUACACAAGCUAUGCCGAUACAUCAUCCAUCCCAGGACACUAUGUCCUAUACUGGGAAGUUGAACUAAGUAAUAGUGAUGCCCUAGUUCCUCCAUCAGUUUUUGAGGAUUGUUGCCUUACCAUUGAAGAAUCACUGAACAGUGUGUACCGGCAAGGUCGUGUAUCGGACAAGUCAAUCGGGCCUCUAGAGAUAAAAAUGGUGGAGAGUGGGACAUUCGAUAAGCUCAUGGACUAUGCUCUGAGCAAUGGUGCAUCAAUAAACCAGUACAAGACGCCCCGGUGUGUGAAAUAUGCUCCCAUUGUUGAGCUUUUGAAUUCUAGGGUUGUUUCAAAAUAUUUCAGUCCAAAAUGCCCCAAAUGGGCUCCUGGUCACAAGCAAUGGUGCACCAGCAACUGAAGAAGAGAGUGAAGGACUGAGUGAUGUUCUGGUAUAACACAAAGCCUAGGUAGUAGAUUAUUGUUACUUUUGUAGUUUAAAACCAUCUUAUGAUCUCUUCUUUUUAUUAGCUUAAUUGUUGUCUAGUGUGUCAAAAGGCAGUUCUUGUUCCAUGAUUUUCUUUUCUUUUUUAGUUUGUAACUUGUCAUCAGCGCAUUAAUUUCUCAGUUCCAUAGUGCCAUCUGUCUGAAUAGUGCAACACUGUAGCUUUGAUUAUGAUGCCAGAAGGAUUGAAGUUGACUCAAA